AUGGUGCUGGCUGGUGGCGACUCAUUGGAUGUUUUUUUUUUCCUUUGCAGCUCACUGAAGUUGAAUCUUUUUCUGGUCCUCUGGAUUUCUUCCAUGCAGAUGCUAUGCUGCAACCCCACUCCCUCACCCACGCUGUCUGAAAAAUCUGAUUACUUUCUCAUCCUGCUGAAUAGCUGCUUAGCUGCGGUGGACAGGAGUGAAGAGCUGGCUUUUCUAAAGCCAUUUUUCGUGAAGAAUGUCAUGAAAAGGUCCUUUCGCAAUGGAGUUGGCACAGGAAUUAAAAAAACUUCCUUUCGAAGAGCAAAAUCAUGA
Phascolarctos cinereus (koala) is the source of this 312-nucleotide messenger RNA. It is a transcript of the gene NPS, whose product is annotated as neuropeptide S. Lineage: Eukaryota; Metazoa; Chordata; Mammalia; Diprotodontia; Phascolarctidae. Gene Ontology annotation, cellular component: extracellular region. The record is from RefSeq and is a predicted model, not a curated record. Gene Ontology annotation, biological process: positive regulation of synaptic transmission, GABAergic; neuropeptide signaling pathway; positive regulation of action potential.